AUGCGUUCCCACUCGGAUAAACUAAACCCUCUGGAGAUCCGCCACCUGCACUACAUUUCCCAAUUCACCACCGACAUCCGCCGCAUUGAUGGCACGAAGAAUGAGGUGGCUGACGCACUGUCCAGGCCCUCUAUCGUUCACCUUCAGCUAUCAUCUGGGAUCGACCUCAAUGAGAUGGCCGCUGAACAACGCCGUGUCGGUUCACCCUGUGAUGAGGAUGUUUCCGGACUCCAACCUCAGGAGGUACCACCGACAACUGGCAACGGUACCAUUUUAUGCGACGUAUCCCCAAUUCGCAUCGUUCAUUUGUGCCACCAUCCGUUCGCCGCAAAGUUUUCUCCUCCCUGCACAAUCUCUCUCACCCUGGGAGUCGAGCAACCGACAAGCUGGUUUCCGAACGCUUCGUCUGGUCUGGAAUGCACAAGGACCUGAAAGCAUGGGCACGGGCGUGUCUCGGCUGUCAACGGAAUAAGGUCCAACGGCACAACAAAGCUCCCAGUGGCACCUUCCCUACUCCCUUUCAUCAACCACCAACACUGUAUCCGCGAGCUAUACUCACUCUACUCCUGUGCCCCCUGUAUAUAUCACCCGUAGUGGACGGCAUGUUCAUUUUCCUGACCGUUUGGUUACUCAUGUGUUUUGGACAUCAACAGUUCCUUCAACGUCGCUACUCGCCACCUUCGGUCCAACAGGGGGAUACUGUGGCAGGUCGCGUCUCCUUACCAUCCGCCUUUGUCGCGCUGCUUUACUGUCCGCCUCACGCUCCUUGUCGAUACGCCGUUGGUAGGCGCGGGACUUGUCAAUAACCUCGUAAGUGCUCCAGACCAAUCAGCGCUGUCCCCCUCUGAUUGGCUGGCGGACGCGGAGACAACGGAGGGCGCAUAUAGGCGCUGGGACACAACACCUCGAAGACGGACUCAGACAACAACCUGCAUGGAGAAUGUGCUCGGGUAGACUGCCUACAGAGCCUUGUGUACGCGCUUUCCAAUCAGAAAAGGUUGUCCGACUCAAACCGUCUUCUCUGACUUUUGAUUGGGAAUCUUUAUCUUGUCGACCACACUACUUUCGACAGGGACCUCACGUUACUUGCUUGGGAACCAUUCAAUGCCCGAAUGGCCUACGUGCGACUGAUGGCCCACAUUAGUAAUAUCUCCAUUGUCUCUGAGUAGGCACUAAAUUCCGCCAUCGAACUGUGCGAUAAAGAGGAGUUUCAGUCUCAGUUGCAAUCGUUAGUUGAAAGACUCCUUCUCCGCGAUCUGCUGAUUGUUGCCGGGGAUUGGAAUGAUCGGACUGGACCUGAGGACUUCCCAAACAGUUACCUUCUUGGUCGCUUUGUGUCUGCAUCUCGAUGUGAGAAUGGCGUGAGGUUGCUGAAAUUCGCUGAUCAGAACCGACUUCUUGUCAAUCGCAUUUCACCAAUUGUAAUCAUGUUCUUGGCAGAUUGGAUGGCCAUGGGUCGGACCAUGUCCUCAUUCGAACACAACUGA
Spirometra erinaceieuropaei is the source of this 1487-nucleotide messenger RNA. The record is from the annotation of a GenBank genome assembly. Lineage: Eukaryota; Metazoa; Platyhelminthes; Cestoda; Diphyllobothriidea; Diphyllobothriidae.